This is a messenger RNA of Bradysia coprophila, 3159 nucleotides long. It is a transcript of the gene smog, whose product is annotated as G-protein coupled receptor 158 smog. Gene Ontology annotation, biological process: G protein-coupled receptor signaling pathway. Gene Ontology annotation, cellular component: membrane. Lineage: Eukaryota; Metazoa; Arthropoda; Insecta; Diptera; Sciaridae. The record is from RefSeq and is a predicted model, not a curated record. Gene Ontology annotation, molecular function: G protein-coupled receptor activity.
GUAUUUUAGUUGAACAAUCACAUUAUACUAACAAAAAACCCUUGUUCAAUCCACACAAAAAAAUGUUUUCACUUUAUCGACUUGUUUAAAAACCAAUUUCAACAACGUUCGGCAUUUCCAAAAUGAUGACUCGCUGACAAAACACCAGAAAAUGUGUAGAAUGGGGAAUAUUAUGUUUUCUCACGCGACGGUUAUUAGCGUUUAGGAGAAAAUCGUUUAAGACGUCUACAAAUCGCCAUUUUCUCAAGUGCGAAUCGUGCAAAUAUUGGAUGACAAAGUUUGUGAAUUUUCCGAAGGAAAAUCGUUUUAAUUAUCGUGCGUUUUUAUUCUGAUUUCCAGUCAGUUAUCACAAUCUGAGUGAACUUUCGGUGGAAAUGUUUUAGUCAUUGGUAAACUCGACAUUGCCAAUUUAUUGAUUGCUAAACAAAAUUUAACUUUUAAUUAAACACCAUCCAAAUUUUACACAAUUUUCUUUUAAUGAAAACUGAAUGGAUGGAUCGCUCAUAAUGUGAUGAAAGAUAAUUUUAAUUUGAUGAUUAUCGAUCUGAGCCGUUCCGAUUGGAAUUAUCAAGUGAAUUGGUGUUGAAAUUCUUCCGUAAAAAUGAAUCUUUAUUGAUUUUGCGAACGGAGAUGUUUUCAGUUUAUGAAAAGGGUGGUGCUUGGUGCUUCAUAAAUAUCGUAUUACUGUAAAUUAACAUUGCUCCGGCUACAAUAAUGUCCCGAAUGGCUGCUAUCAAUUGAAAAAUAUAUUUAAUUCGUUUCGAUUUUAUCAACCAUAAGCUUUACGAAAACGUUCAUUUAUUAAUCCGAAAAACAUGUUGUAAUUCAACUAGGAACAUUUUAUGAGCGAAAACGUUUUUUUUUUGCAUGAUCGUUAAUUGUGACAUAAAAUCGUGUUUCAUAUUUUUAUGGAUUUGGUGUACAUUUCAACGAUGGAAUAUUGUGCAAAAUGGUCAAUGUACCAUUGAUUCAUGGAAAUGCACCCACACUUAGUAAGGUAAUGGGCCGCCUUGCAUCCACAAUCGUUCACCGACGACGAUUCUUGAUAGUUAGUGCUGUUUUGUGUUGCGUUGCUCAAUGUUCAUCGGAACCAUGUGAACCGCGGAUUUUGGAGGAGGUUCCACCGGAUCCGUAUUACGAUGCCUCAGAAAUAACAGUUAGUUCUGCCAAAGAACUUGCGGACUACCUAGGGAAGAAGUCAUCUGACACUCUGACCGCAGAAAUUCGACAAAAAGCAAAUGAAAUUGCUGUGAACGCCCUGAAUCAAGAUGGAGGGCUACUGGCGGUUGCCAUCGCUGCUCCCGCGAUUAAAUUGGCGGUUGUCCAAUUUCGGGAUCACGUUGAAAAUGCUACGAAUCACAGCUACUUGAGCACUUAUUGGCGUGAAUUAGGCGAAGCCUGGAAUCACACGGACGGAUCACAGUUUUGGAACGCGCCAUUUCGUGAUUGUGGUGCAUUACAAGGCAGAUGGUUGUGGCCAUUCAGUGCUACGGUCCAAUCAUCCGGAUAUAAGACGGUGGCGUCUUCCUUCAUUGCAGCGGAUGAAGAUCAGUGUAACGAUUUCCUGGAGCCGAUAUUCGGAAAGAGACACAGCUGCGAUCUGGUAACAACAUUUUGCUUUCAAUCGAUAUCGAAUGGUUCAGCCAACACACGCGGAGCCUACACAUGCAUCUGUAACUUUGGCUAUUACGUUCCGAAUCAAACACUUCAAGGUUUUGAAGGUCAUGCGAUUGAAGCGGGAAACGGAAAUUUUUCGUGUCUUCGUUGCCCUGGUGGCUGUCCGAGCUGUGAUAAGAAUGGUGUUUGUAAUACAGAAGAGACAUAUGAGACUGGGACGAUGGAGCUGCUGCUGAAAGCGUCUAUAGGAGCGGUUUUGGGUGCAUGCAUUCUGUGUUGUAUGGUUUUAGCCGUCAUUGUGUUCAGGCAACGGAAGUGCAAAACGAUUGCCAGCGGAAUGUGGACAGUACUGGAAAUCAUCUUGCUGGGUGUUAUACUGUCCUAUGGAGCCGUGGUACUCCAUUUCUUUCCGGCGUCAACCAUUCGCUGUUUGCUGGAGCCGUGGUUCCGUGAGGUUGGCUUUAUAAUAUGCUACGGAGCCAUCAUUCUGAAAUUGUAUCGACAUUUGGUCGACUUCCGGACGAGAAAAGCUCACCGCUGGGUGUUGAGAGAUGUGGAUCUGCUGAAAUAUCUGGGAACAAUGAUAUUCGCAGUCGUUUGCUAUAUGUCGGCGUUCACGGCUUCUUCGUUUGAUUUAAUGAUAAGCGCUGACCUGGACGGUUUGCAGGAAACGAAUACGAAUACUUGUCAUCCGUUCACCUGGGAAUAUGUGACACAGGCCAGCGAAAUUUUAAUUUUGGUUUUUGGAUUGCAUUUGGGCAUUGCCAGCCGAAAUGCGAACACACAGUUCAGGGAAAGACAAUUCCUUGUCGCUUCUUUGCUGAUCGAGCUCUUGGUGUCAACAAGUUUUUAUAUUUUACGAAUAGUAUACAUGGCCGAACUGAGUCCUGGCGAAAUAUUCUUGGCACUGUUCUUGCGGUCACAACUUACGAACACCGUAACCGUUGCUCUGAUAUUUCUGCCCAAAUUGUGGUAUCAACAUAAACAGGUACGUUCUCUUGCACAUGAUCUUUCUUGCCGUUUACCUGUGGAUGCUUUCAAGGGUAUGCACGAGACAUCACAUCAGAUGGGCGGCUAUGCUGGCUUAUGCCUCGGCGAUCCGGAUAUCGGUGAAUUAACCAUAUCCGACAUGAGUUCAGAGGACAUUCGAGCUGAACUUAAAAGAUUAUAUACGCAGCUAGAAAUUCUCAAAAAUAAAACCUUGCGAUUGGACAAUCCUCACAUAAGUAAACGACGAGGUGGACGAAAGGCGGCGCAUCGCAGAUUCUCACUUCAGAAAAAGGGAAGCAAAGAUAAGGCAUCAAAAAACCGAAAUCAUCGCAAUAACAUUCAGGACGUGGAAGUGACUGAGGCCGAACCGUCACGUACGCCUGAAGAUUCAGUGUGCAGCGUUGAAGCUCAAACGGACACGGGUGGAGAAAUUUCCAACAUUACUAUAACUAAGUGAAACAGCAAACAAACAAAAAACUGUACAACACCUUUCUAGUAGCAGAUACUCGCCAACCGGCAUGACCCUUCGUAUAAACGGAUUAAUUUAGACAC